This is a messenger RNA of Zingiber officinale, 797 nucleotides long. Its product is annotated as nucleolin 1-like. The transcript has 2 exons. Bases 38 to 391 code for a protein of 117 amino acids. Gene Ontology annotation, molecular function: nucleic acid binding. NCBI's taxonomy places the organism in Eukaryota, Viridiplantae, Streptophyta, Magnoliopsida, Zingiberales, Zingiberaceae. The record is from RefSeq and is a predicted model, not a curated record.
UACAGAUCAGGAGCUCUCUUGAGGAGCAUUUUGGCUCAUGCGGAGAGAUUACUCAAAUCUCCAUUCCCAGCAUUAUGAAACUGGAGCUCCUGAAGGGAUUGCAUACAUGGGCUUCAAGGAUCAGGAAAGUUUCAACAAGGCGUAUGAGCUCAAUGGUUUUGAUCUUGGAGGAUACACAUCAACUGUGGAUGAGGUGAAGCUGAGAGCUGAUAAUUGUGAUGGUGGCUGGAGUGGUGGCAGGGAUGGUGGAGGUAGAAGCGGCGGGAGAUUUGGAGGAACAGAAGGUGCCAAAUGUGGUGAAGGGGUGACCGUGGCAGCGGACCUGACUUUACAGCAGGGGCCGUGGUUGUGGUGGUACACCAUUCAGGCAGCAAAGUUCUGUGACACCUAGUACAUGUGUGUGAACUAGUAUAAUCACUUUGGAUAAUCUCAUGCAUCUGUGCCCAGCAGUUUUGAUAAAUUCACCAUUUUGCUGGAAAGAAGACUACUUUCGGUGACGAUUAGGCAAAUUUGGAAUCUUUGCUGAAGAUCAAUUUUAUCUGGUGGCCUGUGUUGGUUCAGCAACACGACCAUCACCAUUGCCAUUGAUGAUGAUGAUGCCGUUGUGUUUGAUCCCGUAAGGAACUUGCAAACGUUUGAAGGUAUUGCUUUUGUUAUUGUUGUUGUUGUUUUCCACCUCCAUCUCCUUUAUCAUGCCUAUAAUAGCUCUUGCCUGCCAUUAUAAAUUUGUCAACAAAUGUAUCAUUGAACAUUUCACAAUUGCUUGAAAUCUCAUUAUCAAACUUGUGUUCUUUCCA